CCCUUCUGAGUUUCACCGGUCGUUCUCUCCGCUUUAGCUUCAUAGCCCUCCGAGCCAAGUAAGCUUCUCUCCUCUUCUUAUUAGCUUUCUUUUCUCCAUUUUUCUUCCCGGUAAAUGUCUUCCCCUGAUAGUCAAGACAUUUCCGCCUCGGAUGCCCGCGCAUCCGAGGAAUCCCUUUCCUCUUCUUCUUCGACCAGGUCGUCUUCCCCCAUUCCUCAACCCCGGUUGAUUCCAAAUCCCAACAUCCCUGAACCGCAGCCGGUAAAUCAGAUGCCCGGUCAGGUUUUUCAGGAGAGGGAUGCACCGGUGGAAGAUGAACCGGCUCCCUAUGACCCUGAAAAUGAGUCGUACGAGGCAUGGGAGGACCGGCUGGAAGCGGCCGGUUAUUCUCCUCUCCCUACCAGUUACCCCUUAGACAUUUACCCCCAUGUUUCCAAGAUUGCCCAGAAUAAGGCUCGUAGGAACCUCCCUCAGGGGUAUGUCCUUGAGUAUGACCCCAAUUGGCCCAACAUCAUUGAGCCUCAUCGGGAUGAUAGGAUGGGGUUUCACAUCAUUUCUUUGGAGAGUGGCACAGUUUUCCCCCUCCGUCCCCUUCUUGUCGAGUUGUGUCAUUGUUUUAAGAUCCUUCCCGUGCAGAUCACGCCCAAUGCCCACCGGUUCCUUAAUGCUUUCGUAAACAUCUGUGUUGAGCUCAAAAUCGAUCCCUCCCUUCGCUUGUUUCUCUAUCUUUUUGAAGUCCUCCCCGGUAAGUCGGGUUGUGACGGUUAUGUUUACUUCAGAGGCCGCAAUGGUCGCCAAUUCAUCUCCGACCUUCCACAAAGCAACCGGCAAUGGAAGGAGAAAUUUGUUUCCAUAAAAUUUCCCGAUGUUUCCCCCCUGGCCGGGAUAAGGUGGAACGACCAUAUUCUGAAGUCACAGUAUACCGAGCCGGCCACAGCUUCUGACUUGGAGGAGAGUUUAGAGAAGCUUCUCCAGGGGGACCCCUUCACCGGGCAGAUGUUCCACUAUGGGGCCUGGAUCUGGAGGAUCCAACCGGGUGGCGAGGGUACCCCUAAGGCCCAGGAGGCAGCGGGGCACGGGGUACCCUCCCCGGGCAACACUGCUGAGGCCGGGGGCCCCAGCCACCCAGGGAAGGAUCCGGUGAAUCCUUCCCCCAGUAAGGGAAAAGGAAAAAAGAGAGUGAAGCAUGCGGCCACCACCCAUCCUUCAGUCAAGAAGAAAAGGGGAGAGAACGCCCCGGCUGAAGAGUCACUGGAGGAACUCUGGGUCAAAUUGACCCUCAAGCUGAAAGAGAUGGGCGAAGUCAGGUCCGACGCCUUGGAACAGCUCACCGAAGAUUCUUCCUCCCGGUUAGCCCAGCUGGAAGAAAAGUUGAAGAGGUCCGAGGCCCAUAACCGGGAGCUUAAGGAGCUGACGGCCCGGCAGGUAGAUGAGAUGGCCAAUCUUUCAGCGAUUGCUGGGGGGGCCAAGGCGGAGACUCUCCAGCUGAAGGAAGAAAACCUGAAGCUGAUGGAGGAGUUGGAGGCCAAGGAGCGAGAGUUUCCCGGUAGGGCCCGCCAGUGGAUGGAGGACAACUUGGUGGAAGCUGCCCGAGUACUUACUUCUUCUGAGGAAAGGACGAUGGAAGGCUUCAAGCUGCUCUACCGGGAGGAGCAAGGGAAAGAGAUGAUUACCCAGAUUGGCUCCUACGGUUUCAUGUCUGGCCAAAAACGAGACCGGGAGGCCACCCAUGCGAUCCUCGCCGAGCGGGACCCGGACUUCACUGCUGAUUCAUACGGUCUGGCCCCCAUCCCAGAUGAUGAGCCUGCACCUCCCUUCCCCUUGAAUUGAAAAUCUCCCCGGCUGCGCCCGGUUCUUUUUUGUAAACUUGAAACUGGAAAUUUCCCCGGGGAUGCCCGGCGUACUUAUAAACAAUUAAUUUUCUUGUUUUGU
This is a messenger RNA of Cuscuta campestris, 1932 nucleotides long. The record is from the annotation of a GenBank genome assembly. Lineage: Eukaryota; Viridiplantae; Streptophyta; Magnoliopsida; Solanales; Convolvulaceae.